Frieseomelitta varia is the source of this 2036-nucleotide messenger RNA. RefSeq lists its product as uncharacterized. The transcript is spliced from 2 exons. Lineage: Eukaryota; Metazoa; Arthropoda; Insecta; Hymenoptera; Apidae. The coding region runs from base 1296 to 1895 and encodes 199 amino acids. The record is from RefSeq and is a predicted model, not a curated record.
AAAAAUCUUAUUAUAUUAUUAUAUAAUAUAACAUUAUAUUAUAAUAUUUAUAUUAUAUAAUAUCGAAGUUAAUAAAAACGACAAAAAUCUUGUUAUAUUUCAUCAUCUGUUCCUAAUGUUCAAAAUUCAAUAGAGCGAUGAAAAAGAAAAAGAAAGGAAACAAACUGCUGCAUAAUGCAAAAUCAUUUCUGGAGAAAGCAAACCUAAAACAGAGAUUUCACAUUUUAAAAUGAGACCAAGUAGAUGUAUUAUACAAUUUCCUUUUCUUUUUUUACAAAGUUAUAUCUAAAUUAUUUAAAUUAUCGAGACAUUGGUACAGUUAUAUUAAUCACUAUAUAAAUAUUUCGCAAUUAUUUCAUAUUAUGUUGUGUUGCCUUUUUAUCAUUCUUUAUUGUGCUAUUUUAUUACUGUCAAAGUAACCUAGCGUUGGCUGAGCGAGAGUUAAAGUUGUUCAAGAUUAAGGAACCGUGUGCCUUAAAUCGCUUCGUACAUAAAACUAUAAACAUAGCAUGUAAGAAAUUGUUGCAAGUAUUAGGAGAUGUUUAAACAUUAAAAAAGAAACUAGUUAGAUUGUUCUAUUUUUAUAAGAUAAUUAACUAAUUAAUUAAGCUCGUCCUUGUGUCAGAUUGGUGGGAAAUAAACGAGUGAACAAGUAGGGAGAGACAAUCGUUUUAGGAACUUGUGAAUUUUUCUCAACGAAGCGUAGGAUAAUUUGUUUUUUUUUUUUUUUUUUUUUUUUUUUUUUUUUAAAUUUUUUUUUUUUUUUUUGUUUCAACAUUUGAUCAUUUAUUUUGACUAGUUACGGCAAUUUUUACGGAGAGGUUCCUUUGUCUCAGAGAAUUGUUUAUUUAAUAUCUCAUAAAAAUAACAGUGCCAUAUUGGUCUUUGUAUUACUCUGUUCUCUUUAACUAUUGCAAUCCAUGCGUACUACCGGAUUUAUUUCUCACCAAGAUGACGAGUGAUACUAUAUUCGUUACUUAAUAAAACGACUGAUUCCAUUGUACCUAUUACAUUAAGUCCAUUGUUGCAUCCUUAGUUUACGCAUCCUUUGUUUUCUUAAAAAUUUUAUUUGAAAAUGAAGGAAAACGAAAAGCAAACGACAAAAGAAAAAGAAUCGACUUGUUGUCUCGAACGCUUUCUGACAAACGCGUCUACCGACCUAGUGACGCCGACAGAUCUGAGAGUUCUCCAAAGAUUGCUCGUUUUAUUCGAUAAUCGUACGUAAGAUAGGACUAAGUCAGAUUGAUUGUACCCGAGUAGACAAAAAAGCAAAAUAUAUAUCACCGUCGAAUAAAAUGAUCGUUCUGCGAGCUGUCUGCAUCCGUUCGAUGUCAUUUGACGGAACCCUAAAUCGUCGUUUCCCUUUCACUUUAUCCAUCCGCGUCGCUGCUUUCUCGGAUUACGGCAUCGUGAUACAAGAUCGGCAAUUUUUCGGAGCUUCUUGCCCACGGGUAAAAGUCGGAACCGAGCGGACGACCGCAAAAAAGAGGGGACAAAGCCCUCGACGAGCAGCAACGCCGGUGCCAGCGGUAAUAGAAGGAGGAGGAGGAAGAGAAAAGGACGUUAUCGGAAGUUACUGCACUGGAACAACAGUAACGUUGCUUCUUUUGUGCGGUGUCUACGGUGCUUUGGCCGGACGUCGUUACAUCGCCAUACCGGUGGACGGGAUCGACGUGAUCGAGCUGAGCCCGAUGGCCCCAGCCACAGCCAGGAUCCCCAGGCAAACAGAGGCUUACGUUCCAGUAGCAGUUCCUAGUGUCACUCACGAAGAGCUCAAGGGUCCACGCCUGGAGAGGUCCUCCAACGCCCACAUUCUCGAUUACGUGGAUUUCGGUGGGCAAACCGGCUCGAACGGAGCGUUCAGCUGGUACGCUGAUUAUCCAGCUCAUCAUUAACCCCUUGACUUAUAUAUUAUAUCGAGAGCGACGCUCGUUGUACAAGGUCCAGGAUUGGGUCUUGCGGUCUGGCAGCUGAUUGCGGACCAUAACGAGUGACCGUAGUACAGUAAUUCGUCUUUCUUUUUGAGCUCUCGUCGG